UGCUUAAUCGACUCUCCCUUUUACCUCCACUAUGCUCCGUGGUGUAGGUUCCCGUAGCUCCCCAAUAUUCAUUUCAGACGAUGAAUGCGAUAAUGAAAGCCUUCAAAGCGCGCCUGGCUCUGCGUCCCUAGUACGAGAUCAAGCCAACGCACACCCGGAGAAAUUGCGGACUGCUGUCAGUGAUAACCUCGCUGGCAAUGCACAGCAGAGCAACAAUUCUCAGCCCGCAGGACGUGCUGCAAAAAAGCAGAAAGUCAGGGCCGCCGCCCCAAUGCCCAUGCCAGUUGCUGGACCGAGUAAAGCAACAAAUGUCAACGGCGUGCAACAAUCCGAAUCGAAAAAGCGAAAAAGAGAGCAGCGAAUAGCCAAGAGGCGACAAGAGCAUACGGAGAAGAAGGCCCGCGUCGAUGGGUCGGCUCAGCUCAUGGCACAAGCUAUGGCUGCUUUCCCACCCUCGUUUCCGCCCCUUUCCCCUACAACCGACAUGUCGCCUGGCUUUUUUAUGCCUCCAGACCCUUUUGGUUAUCCACCCUUCCCUUAUCAAGGCUUUCCAAUGGGUCAACCCCUCAAUGUCUCUACUUCUAAUUGGGUCAAUUCUAUGGCAAGCAUUGCGGAACCUCUUCCUGGCUCAUUCACCCUCGACUUGGAAUAUAUACUCAGACAUCUCCCAGUGGCCUCAAAUCUCACCACCGUCAGGAGCACACACUAGACCUACCCCGGGCCCUGUGGAAUCGCCGCCGGCCUCAUCAUCGUUACUCCCAACACCUUCUUCUGCAUCUUCAUCUCUUCCAGAAACUCCGAGACUUCCCUUGAAGCCCGGUAGCCAAAAACCGAAGAAGCCCUCCACCACGAUGAUUGGCAUGCAGUCUGACCGCGACCCCGAGGGUAAACGGCGCACAUUCAGAGUCAAGCCUACCACUCACAUGGAUGCUGAUUCAACUGUCCAAUUCCCUUACAAGCCAGACCCGUUGCGCACACUCGUCAUGGAGCAAAUCCCGAAGAUACAUAGGAAUAUCGAUUACAUCCGAACCUGGUGCAAGAACGUGUCUGACUGUUCCCCGGUUUUCGUCGCUGUAGAGGCUAGUAAUGCGAAUGCUGUCAUUGAGUUUCCAUCAGUCGAACUUGCGCGGAAGGCAUGGGUGAGUCCUAGGCUAGGCCCGCCUAAUCUAUCAGGCACGACUAUCAAGGGGGCGCCUAGGGAAGAUCUCAUUCGAGUAUGGUGGUAUCUAGUCUCAGAACCGGCGGUGGAAUUUACGAUGAAGGAGCUAGAAGACGGCGAAAUUGAGGACACUGCCGCUAUGAAGGAGGCUGCAAAGAAAGAUGCCGCUAAGGAAGCUCAGCUCCAAAGCCGUCGUGAGAGGAAGAGAGCAAAAAAAGCGGUGAAAGAGGCAGAAGAAAAGCUUGCGUUGGAAAAAGCCAACCUUUCUCAAGUCCAUUCUCCUGCUUCGCCUUUAAUCCAGAGUUCUGCAGUGUAUACUCCUGCAUCUGUCACAUCUCCUGCUCCUUCCGCAUUUACCCCACUCCCUCCCCCACUUUGUCACGCUCUACCAUCAGCACCUUCAUUGCCAUCGAUACCUCAAUUUCCUGUUACCGAGACAUUUCAACCAAAGAUCCCUCUGCCCCCUCAAUCCGAACUCGCUCCGAAUUGGCGACCGGCACCAAUCGAUACCACUAAGUUUUCCACCUUCCGCGAUGAUCCUGGAUCAUCGCUGAUUACGGUCAGCUCCGUCGGCGCAAGCGACAUGGGGCCGCCGUCGGCACACCUCUACAUUCCACUAUCUUCUCGAUCUACAAGCCAAUCAGAAGAUAUGGAUGUCGACAUCGAUAUGGAGGUCGAAACACCAUCUAGUUAUCAUAAUCCAUCUCCUCUGUUGAGUCACGAGCGUAGCUCAGUUCCUCAUGCAUCUAACGAAGACCCGGUCACUAUUCCUCCCGCUAUAGUAACAUCUUCGGCCACCCCACAAACAGCCUCAUCGAUCAUCACUCAUUUGUCAGAGUCCAGCCACAAUUGGCCCACAUCCAUACCCAUAUCUGCAUCUAAUCUUGGAUCGCCUGCUACGUCUGCAUCGCCUACUCCUCCUCCCUCAGAGCCACGAGCGAUGAAAAAUGCGCCGAAAGGACCGUCAUUCGUCUUCCGAUCACUAGCCGUCAAGCAAAAGGAACUGGAAGAACGGAUUGCGAGAGAACGAAAUUCCAUUGGUAUCGGGAAGAUGGACGCCCAGCCACCUAUACAAGUAACCCCUCCAGUCUUGUCAACAGAACAGGUCAUCGACAAUAUGGCUAUGGAGGAGAAGCUGCGUCAAUUAGUUUUAGCAAGUCAAAGAAAGAAGCUAAAGUCGACACUCACGGCUUCCGUCGACGUUUCGACGCCUCCUGUUGCGCCUCGAUCAUUAGAGGAUCCUGUAUCUAUAGAAUCCCCAACACUUACACCACCUCCAGCACUAGAAUCUAUACCCAAGAGCUCUGAUGUCGUAUCGACGCCGGUCCCAGACAAUGCUCUUGACGAUCUUGCCGUAUCUUUCAUUACUGAGACCAUACAAACCCUCGAAACGCCUCGCGGACGGCCCGCAUUGACAUCGCCACUUCCCCUGGCUGGUCUCAAGCCGCCUACGACCCAAGCUUCCUCUGCCAAGCAAGAGCUUGCUGCAAAACAACGUCGUUUGGAGCAGCAAAUAGCGGAAAGUAGGACCCUUAUGGCGAAGCUCAGUUUAGCGCGUACGAAACAAGAGAAAGACGUUAUCAUGAACUUACUCAGGGAGACAAGCCGGUGCGUUUGCGUUUCCUUCGCCAGGUUGCUGCACUGGGCAAAUCUGGCGUUGGCUGAGGUUUUAUUCCUUUUGGUUGUUUUUGCAAUUUUAGGGCGGCCGAAGACGAUCGAAACAAGUCAGUGAAACCGAGAAAGAGUUCAUGGCCUGAAGCGUCUUGGAAUGGGAUUCUUAUUGUCAGCGACGACGAAGACAACAGUGACAGCGAUAAUGAAGGUUUGCUAUGAUACGCCUUUAUUUUCUACUUUUCUUUUAUGCUGUU
Desarmillaria tabescens is the source of this 3027-nucleotide messenger RNA. RefSeq lists its product as uncharacterized. The transcript is spliced from 2 exons. Bases 408 to 2891 code for a protein of 827 amino acids. Lineage: Eukaryota; Fungi; Basidiomycota; Agaricomycetes; Agaricales; Physalacriaceae. The record is from RefSeq and is a predicted model, not a curated record.